UAAGAAAUAUAAAAGUAGAAAUGAAAUUAGUUUAGACUGUAAAACGUGAUUUGGUUAGUGGUUAGCGUAACGUCUCUCCAAAGAUACCAAACCCUUGUUUCUCUCUCUAGAUGGUACCACACACUACUUGUGUAUAGUGUAAAUCAAUCACCCCCCUCUCUCUCUCUCUCUCUCCUUCUUCGCCGGCGAAGAACAACUGUUCCGUUUGUUCAGGAUCUCAUCUCAUCAGGAAAUGCGGGAUAAUCACUAGUUACUACUCACUGACUGACUAAUUCAUUGCCAUGUACUUUGAAACGUUUGAUGAAAUCUGCUUAGGUUACGAAUAAAUUUGCGAGGUUUCAGGUUUUACUCGCUUUAUUAGAGAAGACAAUGUGACUGAAAGGAUUUAUCAUUCGUCUCUGUGCUGUGCUCACUCAGUGUAAUGAUGGCGGCAGCUGUCUCUGGACCAGCUGUAUCAUCUGAUCACCGAAACAACAAAACAACUUCUCAGGGUGAGGCACAUAGACGGCCUCCAUUGUUGCCAUCAGAGAGAGAUAAUGCAGUUUCUGGACUUAAAAGACCAAAAUCAAGGCAAGUUCCUUCAAGAUACAUGUCUCCUUCUCCAUCAACCUCAACCUCAACCACUUCCAAUUUCUCUGCUUCUUCUACUCCCAGGAGAUGUGCAUCUCCUUUAGUUUCCAGAAAUUCGACACCGUCACUGUCGACCGCCACACCUUCGUCGGGAACUAAAAGGUCUGUAUCUGUGGACCGGCGGAGGUCGUUACCUACUCGUCCUUUAACGCCGGAUCUUGAAUCGAAGCUUGGUAAUGCUGGUGAAGUUUCAUCUGCUAGAAGACUGCUCGUUACUUCAACACGAAGCUUGUCUGUUUCGUUUCAAGGUGAAUCGUUUUCGCUUCCGAUUAGUAAGACAAAGGUUACUCCGCCGUCGCCGAAUUUGAAUAGCGUGAGAAAGUGUACGCCGGAGAGGAGAAGAUCCACCACGCCUUUAAAAGGGAAGGUUGAUGGAGCUGCAGAUCAGGUUGAUAACUCGAAGCCAAUUGAUCAGCACAGAUGGCCGGCUAGGACCAGACAACCUAAUUUUUUAGGUAGGAGCUUGGAUUGUACUGACGACAGGAAGAAACUCUUUUCACCUGUGCAGCAAUCAAUGAUUGAUGAGACGAGACGAACAUCAUUUGACGGUAGAUUAAAUCAUGAUUAUACACAGAAAACAAGAAAUCAAGCCCUAGAAGGAAAUUCCAUUAAUGAGGUAGCUUUGCCUUCAGAUCUCACUGCCUCUGAUUCAGAUAGUGUUUCUUCUGGUAGUAACUCAGGGCAACAAGACAAUUAUGUUGGAACAGCCCGUCUCCAAAAUGGGCCAGCAGGAAUAGCGGUUUCAGCUAGGUUUUGGCAGGAGACAAAUAGCCGGAUGAGAAGGCUUCAGGAUCCUGGUUCACCAUUAUCAACAAGUCCCAUGGCCAAAACUACAGCCACUUCAAAGUUUGGUUCAAUGUCUUCUCAAAGAACUAUCUCAUCUCCUCUUAGAGGAGGUGUUAGGCCUGCUUCACCUAGUAGAACUGUAUCAUCCUCACCAUUGAGGAGGCUUGCCAGUCCUUCUCGGGUGAGGAAUUCAGUUGGUGAAAUUAUCGGUAGUAAUUUGAAUGAGACACCUUCUGUUCUAAGCUUUGCAGUUGAUGUUCGACGAGGAAAAGUGGGGGAAAAUCGUAUUUUUGAUGCGCAUCUGUUAAGGCUUUUGUAUAAUCGGGACAUGCAAUGGCGGUUUGUAAAUGCUAGGACCGAAGCAGCAUUGUUGGCGCAGAAACGUAGUGUGGAGAAGAAUCUAUGGAAUGCAUGGAUAACAAUCUCAGAUCUGCGAGAUUCUGUCACCAAAAAAAGGCAUCGGUUAAAGUUAUUAAGGCAGAAAUUGAAGCUGGCAUCAAUUCUCAAAGGACAGAUGAAGUGUUUGGAAGAAUGGGCGUCAUUAGAUAAACACCACUCGGUCUCCUUGUUUGGAGCUAUAGAAGCUUUGGAGGCUAGCACUCUCCGCCUUCCAGUUGUUGGAGCACUUGCUGAUGUCCAAAGUAUAAAAGACGCUAUCAAUUCAGCAGGUGAUGUAAUGCAGGCAAUGUCAUCCUCAAUUUACUCUCUUCUCUUGAAGGUUGAGGAGAUGAAUUGUUUAGUGGGUGAGCUAACGGGUGUGAUCUCAAAAGGUCAAGCUCAACUCGAACGAUGCAAAGACUUCCUGUCUGCAUUGUCCGCCAUGCAGGUUAUGGACUGCAGUUUAACAACACACUUAUUGCAACUUAACCGAGUAACAACAGCCUGACUCUCUGAUGAUCAUCAAUUUGACGAGACUCCGUUAAAAAAAAGAAGCUAACUUCAUACAUUAACAACCAGGCUAUCUAUGGAGGUAAUAAUAAUAUAAUGCUUAGACUGAAGUGCUAGUUUUUUUAGUCUAUUUUGGCUGGCUGCUGCUGCUGCUGCUGCUUAUUGAGUUUUUGUUCCAUUUUCCACCUUUUUUUCUUGGGGGGUGGAAAAUGGAAAUAGUCUUUAAUGAUUAAAAGCCUGGCUUUGUUCUUCAUCUAUAUGUAUGGAGAGAGGCAUACUAUAUGUGUAUAUGUAUAUAUAAAACAGUUAUACUGCUUAACUGGUUGAGGUUGUAAGUGGUUCGGUCACCAAACUAUUGGUUGGUUCGGUUAGGAGAUUGGUUCGAUCUUUAACUAUUGGACCAAAUAUGUAGCUAAAUCAAACAAAUCUACUAAUAUCUUAUUCCACUAGAUGAAGAUCCUUGUUAUUGUUUAACAGAAUCAA
Molecule: messenger RNA, 2787 nt
Organism: Impatiens glandulifera
Lineage: Eukaryota; Viridiplantae; Streptophyta; Magnoliopsida; Ericales; Balsaminaceae
Product: QWRF motif-containing protein 2
Exons: 6
Coding region: 422-2302 (626 amino acids)
Biological process (GO): centrosome cycle; spindle assembly
Cellular component (GO): cytoplasm; centrosome; nuclear microtubule
Molecular function (GO): microtubule binding
Source: RefSeq, a predicted model, not a curated record